CUUUUUAUAUGUUUCACAAUCAUUAUAAACACAGACAGCCAACUAAGAAAGAAAAAAACAUGUCUUGAUGCAUUCGUGUGUAUUCACAAUAAGAGACGUUUGUGUGGAUUGAAUCGUAUCACAAGAGAAGUGAGAAGAUUCUUAGAUAUCUGUGACCUUUUAGAAUUUAAUUGUGAAUACAAAACAGAUUUUCGAGAAACAAAUGAACAUAAAUGUAAACACGUGCCUCCGCUAUAAGAAUCUAACCAUUGUCUCACCGUCAACAAUGUAUGUAGCUAUCUAUUUAGUGUUACUUCGUAGAAAGUCUGUAUUUACUAGGAGUUCUAGGUAAUAAUAGACAAAGUUUAUAAACACUUGAAGCACUAUGAUAGCUUGUUAUAUCAUUUCUAAUCAAGCUGUCAAACGGUUAAGACGAUCUGAAAGCAAAAGAUGAACUUGAAAAUAUUUGUUGUAUUAUUCUUUUUCUGCAUUAUAACCAGUGCAAUGGCUCACGGACCUCCUCCGGAUCGUGACAAUGAAGACAUUGUUAUGGGCCGCAAGGUAAAAAAAAUGGGAGCGAAAUGGUGCAGCAUGGCUAAAGUUUGCAACCAUGAUCGCGUGCCCGUCUGCGGAGUUAGCCACGCGGGCGACAUCAUGGGCUUCCGGGACCUUUGCGAUAUGUUUGACUUUAACUGCAUUAGGCGACGAAAUUACAAACAGACGGCUUGUCCCGAAGAUAAAUCAAUACUGAGUGUCUCUCGUCGGCCUACCAACAGUUACUAUGAUGACUAAAAUAAAUAUUAUAUAUUUUCAAAUAAUACAAGCGAUUUCCUAUUUAAUGUAUGGAAAUAGUACUUUUAUAUUAUUACAUUAAAAUAGUAUAGUAUAAUUUAAUAGCAAUAUUUAAACACAAUAAUUGUAUA
Messenger RNA from Papilio xuthus (Asian swallowtail), 902 nucleotides. RefSeq lists its product as uncharacterized. The coding region runs from base 430 to 771 and encodes 113 amino acids. NCBI's taxonomy places the organism in Eukaryota, Metazoa, Arthropoda, Insecta, Lepidoptera, Papilionidae. The transcript has 6 exons. The record is from RefSeq and is a predicted model, not a curated record.